GGCCCCGCCUUCCACAUUGGGGAGCAAUCCAUGAGUGGCACACCUACCAAGAGGCAAUUUUGGUUGGCGUAUAAAGGGAGGGGGGACUGUGCGAUGGGGAGUCCAUUCUUCAGCACUUCUGCAGCCUUCAGAGACCCUCCCAACCCAUCUUCCAUCCCUCCCGAGUGAUAUUCGCCCUCAUACCUCCCCUUCCACACCCUCGAGUACUCAAGAUGCCACGAGCCAUUACUCGCAGCACCUCCCUUCCUAAUCUGGAUACCCGUGCCGUGCCAUCCAGUGACCUCCCGGCGUUCGACCCCCAAGCCUACAACUAUCAGGUUGUCUGUUGCCAAUGCCUUGAGGAAUUCGAAACGUCCGCGGAACUGCUAGAACACAUCGGGGCUCAACAUCGGAACAAGUUAAAUGAUCAAUUCGUAUGUCCUUGGCCUCCAUGUUCUAGAACGUUCAAUAACAAGGCUUGGACAAAUUGCAUGACCCACUUUAAGACACAUCCCCAAAUCAAGGACCUGGAGUGUCCAUAUGCCUGGGACCCAAUCAAAGCAAAACCCUGCACGUUCUUCACUAGUGAUCAUGGCUCCUACACACGCCACAAGAAGAAUGUACAUGGAUACAUACCACAAAAGACGGGGAGGGGGGCGACAAAGACACGGUCGGACAGGAUACAUAGCAAACCUUACGAUCGCCAGGACAAGUUUCGUCGAGCCUCCUCCGAAACGUCUAUCAUGUCAUCGUCCUCCCAGGACUCCUACGCAUCGUCAUCACAGGAAUCACAGUGGUCGUCCUCUCCAUAUCUGUUCGCAUCAGAAUCUUCAAGCCCGACUGGCCGUUCACCCAUGCUUUCUACAUCUUGUCUUCGCGACAACACACCUUUCGCCUGUACGCCUCUGAAUUUGACGUCUUCUCUUCCCUGCGUGCUCGAGUCCACACCAGCACAAGUACCAUUUCUCGACCAGCCUAUUGCUGUUGAUGAGUUCGACGACCUCAUCGAUGAGAAUCUGCGCUUCUUCGCAAAUGUCCAUGCACCCUCUGUGCCUAACCCUCCAGUCCUUGACGGCGCAUUCUCGCCCAUCCCAGUCCCCUCACAGCACUACCCCUUCUGAAGAAUCUAGAUGUUCCUCCCUUCUUAUGUGUUCUCUUUUCAGUUAACUCAUUCUUCCUCUGCGUCUACCAUCGGACAUUGCAUGCUCAUACUCAUUGCGGAUAUUGCAUCAGUUUAUUAUCUUUAUCUAUUGUAUUGGGUGUUCCUGCGGUUUCAUUUCUCACUAUUAGAGCUUUCGCUGAUGUUCUUGGGUCUCAUUAUUUGGAUUGUUUCGUCGAUGGAUGUAAGAUAACCAGUUAUCUAAAUAAUAUUAAUU
Messenger RNA from Somion occarium, 1355 nucleotides. The record is from the annotation of a GenBank genome assembly. Lineage: Eukaryota; Fungi; Basidiomycota; Agaricomycetes; Polyporales; Cerrenaceae.